AUGGGUGUCGGACGUCGCAUUGGGAAGAAGCAGGGUCCUCCACAGCCGCUUGAUGAGUCCAAGCUAAAAGGUGGUAAAAAGGUGGUAAAGAAGCGGAAAGCGGACAAGGCAGACAGCGCAGGCCAUGCUCCUCAGGGAGUUAAGCGACGAAGAGGAGCUGACGACGAUGAGGAAGACGAAAGGUCCAAAAGCGCAACGACCAAUGGUGCAAGUGCCGGGAAACCAGGAACUGUGAAGCAGAAGAAUAAAAAGGCUUCUUUCACGGAGAGCACACCACACAAGGAUGGGAAGAAGAAAAAGGCGACCAAGCCGGUAGAUAUUCCUGAACCUGACGACUCUGAUGAGGAUAUGGAUGAUGAGAUGCUCGAUGACGAGUUUGGUGAUCUAGACGGGGUCAGUGACGGGUCAGACAAUAUGGAUCAAUUAGAUCAGGAGGAUGAGGAUUCAGAUCUCGAGAGUCAUUCAGCGUUCGAUUCUGACGAGGAACGGCCGAGAGAGAAAAUGUUUUCAGACGACGAGGACCUUUCGGAUGCAGAGGAGAUACUUACCGCUGCCAAUAUAGAGGGUUUGUCGAAGAAAUUGGAUAUGCAGAAGGAAGAAGAGGCUGCACAAGCAGAACUUGAGUUGAAAGAGGCUGCUAUGCAAACGAAUAUCGCAGGCGACGCACCAGAUGUAUUUGCCGAACACGAAAAUCUCACAGCUGGAUUAGCUCCAAACCUCCAAUUGCUUCGAACCAGGAUCACCGAUACCAUUCGUAUUCUUGGAGAUUUGAGCACGUUGGGCCAACCGGGGAAAUCUCGCGCAGACUAUACCGACCUUCUCCUAAACGAUAUAUGUGUGUAUUACGGGUACACACCUUAUCUUGCAGAGAAGCUGUUUUCUCUGUUCACGCCCAUGGAAGCAUUCUCCUUCUUUGAGGCUAACGAGUCUCCUCGACCUAUCGUUAUUCGAACUAACACACUACGCACAAAUCGACGAUCACUUGCUCAGGCAUUAAUCAACAGAGGCGUUGUUUUGGAACCCGUUGGAAAAUGGUCAAAAGUUGGUCUUCAGGUUUUCGAGUCCCCGGUUCCCCUGGGCGCCACUCCAGAAUAUCUUGCGGGUCAUUACAUUCUCCAAGCUGCCUCUUCUUUCCUGCCCGUCAUGGCACUUGCACCACAGCCGCAUGAGCGUAUCCUCGACAUGGCAGCUGCUCCAGGUGGUAAGACUACAUAUGCCUCUGCGCUGAUGCGAAAUACUGGCAGCAUCCUUGCCAACGAUGCCAGCAAAACCCGUGCAAAGGGUCUGAUUGGAAAUAUCCAUCGGCUGGGAUGUAAGAAUACUAUUGUCUCAAACCUUGAUGCACGAACGGCAUUUCCCAAGGCCGUCGGAGGCUUUGACCGGGUCCUGCUCGAUGCGCCAUGUUCUGGAACCGGCGUCAUCUCCAAGGACCCGAAGGUGAAGACCUCCAAGACAGAGCGUGACUUUCUAGCUCUGCCACACAUGCAGAAGCAGCUACUUCUUGCUGCCAUCGACUCUACCAACCACGCCUCAAAAACAGGAGGAUAUAUAGUCUACUCAACAUGUAGUGUUACGGUUGAAGAGAACGAGGGCGUUGUACAGUACGCGCUGAGGAAACGGCCAAACGUGAAGAUAGUCGAUACAGGGCUGGGAAGCUUUGGAACCCCCGGAUUCAAAAGCUACAUGAACAAAAAGUUCGACGACAAGAUGCCGCUGACUAGACGGUACUAUCCCCACCGUGAAAACGUCGACGGCUUCUUCGUCUGCAAGCUGAAAAAGACCGGCCCCAGCCCUGCGGAGACGACCCAGAAGGUACCAGGCACCGCCGAAAGUGAAGGCGGCGAGGAGGCCGUUGAUAGGACCCCCAUAGCUGCGGAGAACGGGGAUGCCGACGAAGACGGAUUCGGCCCAUUCAACGAGGAAGAGGACGAGCAGUACAUCGCCCGCGCUCAGAGGAACAGGCUCCGUCGCCAGGGCAUCAACCCCAAGGCAGCCACGGCAAGAAGAAUGACAAUAUCGAGAACAAGAAGAAGCAAUACCGGGCAAGGGUGA
Molecule: messenger RNA, 2052 nt
Organism: Microsporum canis CBS 113480
Lineage: Eukaryota; Fungi; Ascomycota; Eurotiomycetes; Onygenales; Arthrodermataceae
Product: S-adenosylmethionine-dependent methyltransferase superfamily domain-containing protein
Exons: 1
Coding region: 1-2052 (683 amino acids)
Biological process (GO): rRNA base methylation; maturation of LSU-rRNA
Cellular component (GO): nucleolus
Molecular function (GO): RNA binding; rRNA (cytosine-C5-)-methyltransferase activity
Source: RefSeq, a predicted model, not a curated record